Messenger RNA from Somion occarium, 1525 nucleotides. The record is from the annotation of a GenBank genome assembly. NCBI's taxonomy places the organism in Eukaryota, Fungi, Basidiomycota, Agaricomycetes, Polyporales, Cerrenaceae.
AAUGUCCCUUUGUACUAAGAAACAUCCUUCUUGUGUUGCGUUCUAUGCAUAUCUUCUGGCACCGUUAAGUAUAAUGGUCAGUAUUUCAGGGAGACCUAUAUUCCGGUGUAUCAGGCCACAACCAUCCAAAUUUGACAUCGAUGGUGCGCCGAGCCUACGGAGGUCAUCACUGUGAUGAACGCAUGCGUCUCUUGAUCCCAUAGGGCCUAGAUAUCUGCACUCUAUCGGCUCAUGAGAACAUCUGUCUUACGUGGAAGAUCACAGAUGUCAAAUGGUCUUUAGAUGAUCACAGAUAGAUCACAUAUAAGUGAGCUAUCAGUCGUAUGAACUCGACGUCAAAUCCCCGACCCACACGCAUCUGCUCAUUCCUAUCAUGUCGAGUACGGACCAAACCAUGUUUGCAUACCGAUUCAACACCAAGACGCAGAAUCUUUCGCGGGAGGAAAUACCUAUACCUAAACCGCGCUCAGAUGAGGUUCUUGUCAAGGUCACCGCGUCGGGAGUAUGCCACUCAGACGUCUCGGCGUUGUAUCACCCAGAAACUGUCCAAUUGCAAGUACACACCGGUGGAGAUACCUUGACGAUGGGGCAUGAAGCUGCCGGGACUAUUACAGAGUUGGGAAGUGAGGUGGAAGAGAAGUAUCCUGAAUUAGCAGUGGGCACUCAAAUCGCCAUGCUGGGUCCAAAUCCUUGUAAUGAAGAUUCGUGCGAGAUGUGCCUCGCAAACAAGGGUAACCUAUGCGGAGCAAGGGGAUGGUAUGGUCUGAGCAUUGACGGAGCAUGGGCAGGCUACGUUGCCUUACGAGCGUCGUCCGUAGUCCCCAUCCCACCAAACACGCAAAUCCUUCCCGAGGUAGUAGCAGUCGCUACUGAUGCCGCUCUUACAACAUAUCACGCCCUGAAGACCAUUGGCAAUGUCCAAGCAGGACAGACGGUUGUGAUCUUGGGAUGUGGAGGGUUGGGACAGAACGCCGUCCAGAUCGCAAAGCAUUGCUUGGGCGCUGGCUGCGUUAUCGCAUGCGAUCUGCGUGAACAGAGCCUGGAAGUGGCCAAGGAGGGGGGAGCCGAUCAUACAACCUAUCCUAACAACAUCGAAAACCUUGUACGACGCCUCAAUCUUUCUGUCGAUAUCGUCCUUGAUUGCGUUGGUAUACCGAGCACUACUGAAACGGCGGCCAACAUUGUCAAACGAGGUGGAAGGAUUGUUUCGGUUGGUGUCGGAGCCAAAACCCUCCAGGUGCCUUUAGUCAUUGCAAUAGGGAAGGAGAUCCAGAUACUGCCGUGCGUAUGGGGAACGAAAUCAGAACUAGCGGAAGUAUUAGAAGCCAUCGCACAAGGCAAGAUUAAACCGCAAUUGGAGACUAGACCGUUCGAGGAUUGUUUCAAGGUUCUGGAAGAACUGCGGGAUGGUAAACUCAAGUCUCGUGUAGUAUUAAUACCGUGAAUGAGCGUUUAUGAACCGUCUUGAUAACGCUAUUGUACAUGUACUUACAGUAUGUAUGCACCUCAUCUUCUCUGAAGCCCC